This is a messenger RNA of Paramecium tetraurelia, 534 nucleotides long. RefSeq lists its product as uncharacterized. The record is from RefSeq and is a predicted model, not a curated record. Lineage: Eukaryota; Ciliophora; Oligohymenophorea; Peniculida; Parameciidae. The transcript has 2 exons.
AUGAACUGUUAAGAAUAGAUUCGCUAUUCUGACAUCUUGGAUGGGAAGUACGAGAUCGAUCAAUUGGAAUCCAUCCACAGAACAGAGAAGUACCGAUCCACAAGUUCAGUUCAAACCAAUCACUACAAAGAUCUAAUCUAAGACUUAAUCCAAGUCUCAUAUUAUCUCAUAUAAUAGGCUCAAAGUAGAUGUGCUGAUAAUAUCAACCAACUGGGUUACAUGCUCAAUCAACAAUCGAGCAAGAGAUACACUUAAUCUGACUUUUCGACUCCCAAACUCAAUAUGUCCUAAGUCUCCCAGAUUUCACAAAUCUAAACACCGAAUAAACCGAUCCAAAGCACCCCUGGUUCUCCUUCACUUUUAAAUCAAUUGAACAAUGACAAUCUGUUGGAUCAAAUUGAUAAAUUAAUUAAGAUUAGAAAAUUGGAUCAAUCUAUCCUCUUAAGAAUCAUCAGAAAACACAUGAAUAAUUGUCCCUAUUUUGUGUAAUUAGUCAAGCAAGAGUUUCGCAAUAGUAUUAAUAGUUUAUAAUGA